AUCAGCAGCAGCAGCUUCUCUGUGGUCUGCAGGGGCUGAUGGGAGUUUCCAGGAGCUGCUAGAAAGCAGCUUUUCCUGCUCUGGUCUCACAGCUCGUCCUUGUUGGGUCUGGGCUGCAUCAGAGCUCCACUUCUCCCCAGGUUCACCAGAGGAAACACCACGGACCAAAAUGCUUUUCCUCCCAGCUGCUGCUCUGUGCUGUCUGUGUUCAGCGCUGGUUGCCAUGGCAGCAGGGCCGGUUCAGGACGAUGUAACGCUGACCAGGAGAGUUGGACAAAGUGUCUCCUUCAGCUGUGGAACUGAUCAGUGUUAUGGUGACUGGAUAUUCUGGCUUCAGAAAAAAGAAAUGGAAACUUUCAGACUCAUUCUUUAUAUUAACAGAAAAACCAGUAAAAUUUAUUCAGGCUAUAAUCAUCCUCAGAAAGCAGAUUUCUCAUCUGAAAAUACACAGAACGGUUAUUUGUUGAAGCUAAACAGAGUUAAACUGGAUCAUUCAGCCACCUACUACUGCAUGUGUGGGAAGAGAGUCGCCCACAGAUACGCGUACGAAAUCUUUGGACCUGGAAGUAAACUGUAUGUAACCGAUAAGCAGGUAGUGAAGCCCGUGGUGAGCGUGUACCCAGCAGCAUCCAGAGUCCACCUGGGGGGGGGCAGCUCCCUGCUGUGUGUGGCCUCAGCCAUGUUUCCUCCUGGGGUCCGGUUCUCCUGGAAAAGACAGAAGAAGAACGGCCCGCUGGAGGACGUCCCCCCUGCCGAGGGAGAGCAGGUGGAGCUCAGAGAGCCGGGACGCAGCGCCUCCAUCAUGGUGGUCCACCGCCUCCAUCAGGACACGUACGGAUACAGCUGCUACGUCAAGCACGAGGGCGGCACGGUGGAGGCCCAGACACAAGAGCUUCCAGCUCCAGCAGCCCCCUGUCCUCCAGAGAGAGAGCCAGCAGACCUGCCAGCUCCAGCAGAUCCAGGUUCAGGGGUUCCAGCUCCAGCAGAUCCAGGUUCAGGGGUUCCAGCUCCAGCAGAUCCAGGUUCAGGGGUUCCAGCUCCAGCAGAUCCAGGUUCAGGGGUUCCAGCUCCAGCAGAUCCAGGUUCAGGGGUUCCAGCUCCAGCAGAUCCAGGUUCAGAGAUCUUCCAGUCUGAGUGCAGGGUGAAGCUGCUCUGCCUGCUGUACACAGUGCUGACCCUGAAGAGUCUGCUGUACUGCUGUGGACUCUCUCUGCUGAUGGUCCUCAGGAACAAGGGGCCGUCCACCAACUGAACACAUGCUGACUGGUUUCUCUGAUAAUCUCACUCAUCACAUCAUUUAUACUCUUGAUAUACUCAAAUGAUUAACCGUCUUGGUGAUAUUUCAUCUUUUA
Messenger RNA from Cololabis saira (Pacific saury), 1352 nucleotides. Its product is annotated as immunoglobulin lambda-1 light chain-like. The record is from RefSeq and is a predicted model, not a curated record. NCBI's taxonomy places the organism in Eukaryota, Metazoa, Chordata, Actinopteri, Beloniformes, Belonidae. The transcript is spliced from 5 exons. Bases 170 to 1252 code for a protein of 360 amino acids.